ACAUAUCAAAAUGAUUUCAUGUCGUGGUUCGAUUGCUAAAACAGUUCUUGGUGUUUUGAAUGCAACAUUCAUCAUGAUAUCAUUGGCUAUGAUACUUUUGGGACUACAGAUGAAAGUACAACAAACAACCGCCAAUUCGUUCGCUUACAAAAUGACCAUGGUCACAAACAUGACAAUGAACGCUAAUCCAUACAAUAAUGAUGAUGAAUCGGUAGCAUUCAUGGGCAUAAUGAAAUGGGAUCGAAUGUCCAAUUUAUUGAUAAUAAUUGGAGCAUUCUUAGCUAUCGUAUCGAUAUUUGGUUUUUGUGCAGCAUUAAGUGAAUCAUCAUUAUUUUUAAACAUCUAUAUCUAUUUCUUGAGUAUCAUCACCUGUACAGUAUGGAUAGCCAUUAUUUUAAUUCUUAUGUUCAAUGGACCGUUAUUUAAAUAUGGUCGUCAUCUGUUUAUCGUUCGUAUGGAAACGUUUUCCAAUCCAACAUCAAAGCCGAAAAACGCUGAUGAUUAUGCAUUGUUCAUACAAAAUUUUCAACAAAUUUUCCAUUGUUGCGGUGUUGAAUCACCAAACGAUUGGUUGAAUCGGACAUUCGGAAAUAUAUCCUUGGGUCAGGAAAUUUUACCUGCAAGUUGUUGCUCAAUUGAACCACAACAACAACAAAGAAAAGAUAUGUUAAUCAAAUUGUUUCUUAAAGAAGAAAGCUACAAUACUUGUUUCAAAGCUGAACUUGCUCAUCAUGAUGGCUGCUUUUCAUCGAUUCAAAUUGUUCGUUAUCGUUUAUUUGGACAAAUGAUUUUGAUUGUCAUCAUUAUGUUGUUAGCGCUGUUAGUAUCAUUAACAUGUUGUCUUGAACGUGAUAAACGUUUACAAUAUUCUCGUUUGGUUAAUAUGCAAUAUGCUACACAUUUAUCUGGUUGUCGUCAAGGCCCAUAUGGACUUGGAUAUAGUUUUGGCCGUAUGCAUUGUCCGUUACGAAAAUCUUCGGUGGAACCACAUGUGGAACGGAAUCUAAAGCGGACGAUAAUGGCUUCGAUGGUUGAACCACCGCAAUCACAACCACAAUUCAAGUCAAUGAUUUCGAAUGUAACGCAGCCACAGGCAUCAUCAGCGAUCGGAGAUUGGUUAUGAUUUUUUAUUAAGAAUUUUUUGUUUUUAAUUAAAAAAUGCACUUUGUAUUUAUAUCAAAAAAAAUAAUAUAUAUUGUAUCGCCAUCUAUUGGCCAUAUUGAUAUGUUUGUUGUGUUUCCGGGUUUUUCUUUUACAGUGAAAAAUGAGCAAGUAGAAAGCAACAUCAAAUUGACAAAUUGUGAUGAUGAAAAUAUGGCGACAAGUUGUUGUCAUUCGAAAUAUUUAAUUUGUCCAAUCAAUUCUAAUCAUAAAGUAAAUUCCAAACGCUACGAUGACCAUUUGUUGAGAU
This is a messenger RNA of Dermatophagoides farinae (American house dust mite), 1411 nucleotides long. RefSeq lists its product as uncharacterized. Gene Ontology annotation, cellular component: membrane. The record is from RefSeq and is a predicted model, not a curated record. NCBI's taxonomy places the organism in Eukaryota, Metazoa, Arthropoda, Arachnida, Sarcoptiformes, Pyroglyphidae.